Messenger RNA from Heterocephalus glaber (naked mole-rat), 4874 nucleotides. It is a transcript of the gene Ubfd1, whose product is annotated as ubiquitin family domain containing 1. The record is from RefSeq and is a predicted model, not a curated record. Lineage: Eukaryota; Metazoa; Chordata; Mammalia; Rodentia; Bathyergidae. Gene Ontology annotation, molecular function: cadherin binding; RNA binding.
CCCGGGAAAGCUAAAGCGUGGCAGGGGCCGGGCCGGGGAAGCGGAGGAGGCGGGUCUCCAUAGAAACCUCCACCUGUUUCCGGCCAGCCAGUACAAGAUUAGGGGCUGCUGCGGGGGCCAAUCUCAGUCCGCUGGCCUCUUCCCGGCGGCCUCUGCGUGAGCAGUGGGUGUUGUACACAAUCAUCAUGGCGGCGGCCGGGGCCCCGGAUGGCAUGGAGGAGUCGGGCAUGGACACCGAGGCCGAGACGGUGGUAACCGAGGUGCCCGCGCAGCCCCUCAACUGCGUGGAUGCCGAGGCCGCAGCGGGGGCGGCGGGCGAGGACUCCUGCGACGCUCGAGGCAGCCUGCAGCCGGCCCCGGCCCAGCCCCCUGGGGACCCCGCGGCCCAGGCCUCGGUCAGCAACGGCGAAGACGCGGGCGGCGGCGCGGGCAAGGAGCUGGAGCUGGUGGACCUGAAGAUCAUCUGGAACAAGACCAAGCACGACGUGAAGGUUCCCCUGGACAGCACAGGUUCCGAGCUGAAACAGAAGAUUCACUCCAUUACAGGUCUCCCGCCUGCCAUGCAGAAGGUCAUGUAUAAGGGGCUUGUCCCUGAAGAUAAGACGUUGAGGGAAAUAAAAGUGACCAGUGGGGCCAAGAUCAUGGUGGUUGGCUCCACGAUAAAUGAUGUUUUAGCAGUAAACACACCCAAAGAGGCUGCGCAGCAGGAUGCCAAGGCUGAAGAGAACAAGAAGGAGCCUCUCUGCAGGCAAAAACAACACAGGAAAGUGUUGGAUAAAGGAAAACCUGAAGAUGUGAUGCCUUCUGUUAAGGGUGUCCAGGAGCGCCUGCCAGCGGUACCUUUGUCCGGCAUGUACAAUAAGUCUGGAGGAAAAGUGAGACUCACCUUCAAGCUAGAACAAGAUCAGCUAUGGAUUGGCACUAAAGAUUCCUGGAGGGAACCGAACAUCCUAAUUCACCUGUUUCUGGCCAGCACUAGCGGACUGAGAAAUUGCCCAUGGGCUCCAUUAAAAAUGUGGUCAGCGAACCUAUCGAAGGACAUGAAGACUACCACAUGAUGGCAUUUCAGUUGGGCCCCACGGAAGCCUCGUACUACUGGGUGUACUGGGUUCCAACUCAGUAUGUGGAUGCAAUCAAAGACACUGUGCUGGGCAAGUGGCAGUAUUUUUGAAAGCACUUUCACCUCUGGCCCAGGAGACUGACCCAAAGUGAAGGACAUUGUGGGAGAGGCCUGCAGCAUCCUGGAUUUCAGAGUUCUGGACCUUUGCUCACAAAAACAAUCUAUUCAUUCUGAGGCGAUGUGGUGACUGAAGCCAGAGGUGAUGUACUUUCACCAUUAGCUUAAUUUUAACUUAAAAUCACCAGUUCCCUUUCCUGCAGUCAGCGUCAUACCAUUUUUAAAGUCAGUACCAUGGAAAUCAAUAAAUCUGAAUUCCGAACAUGUUGUGUGGAACACUCUAAAGUCUGUCCAAGAGUAGAUCUGCCAGUUAAUGUUGAGAAGGGAAUCAUCAAAAGCUUCCUUUUGUUUUGUUUUUUGCUUUUAAAAAAUGAUUUCAACUGAAAUAUUUUCAUAAACCUUUGGUUGCAAACAUUUGGACUGCAUUGUGCUAAGUUGGGGUGUUUUUGUGUUUUCUUUUUCUUUUUUCUUGAUGUUAAAAUUGUAUGCAAAAUGGGGGGUUUUAGUAAGCCAUAUGUUCCUGUCCAUCGAUUCAGAUUUAAUUCUCUCCCUUUUUAAUUUUCUCACUUCCUCUAGAUUUGAGUUUUUAUUUUAAAAACCCAAAGAUGUCAGUUCCUCUUUUGGUACCUCAUCCACACCUCCUCUCCUGGGCUCCCUUCUGUCAUGCCGCUGCUGCUUGGGAAUGCAUGGGGGAGAGGAGGAGCCGCGGGGUCUUGGUCAGGGAGCUCACACCCUGCCGUGGUGUCUGUGGAGCAGCGGAGUGUCUCACAGGUGAUUCCUGUCUACACAUCCUGCCCUCGGGACCCCAGCUUCUGGGGAGUUCCCUCACUGGUUUGACGGCUGUCGGCAGCCCUCACUGAGCAUGGCUCCCUGGGCCGGCCUGGCAUCACUGUGCCUCAGCCAGGCUGCUCCACAGCCCCAGCUCUGAGGAGGAGCCAGGCAGAAGCUCACUGACACAGCUGUCUACCCACAGAUCUAGAGACCUCUUCGCUUGGGAAGUUUUCAAGACAUUCUUAAGCAGUCCAAUGAUGAUUUCAGUUCUGUUUCUCCGUUUGGUCCUUCUGCUCAUGCAUUAAGUUCAAGUGUCCUUUAUCCCAGCUCCAGAGGUGCUGCCUUUGUCAGUAGGAGGACAUCUGAUCUGGUGGCUUGGCUGAUGGUGUUUGAACAGCAGAAGUGGAAUAAGUUGCUUUCAUGAUAAGCUCAUCUUCUGGUUUUAGCCCUUGCGUUCUUUGUACACGUGAAUUUCUGUCGUCUCCUUAUGACUUGAUUGACUCUGAAAUAAGGGAGUCUUAGUGGAUGGUACCCUUUGUGCUGUUUGCUGUUUCUCUGCUGCUGUCUUUGCAGUUCUCCUCUCUGGUUGCAGGCUCUCGUAGUAAGGUUUGGCAAGAAAUCUUCCCACCUUCAUAUUUGGAUUCCAAGCUGUUACCCUCCUCAUUCUGUGAAACGUAUUAGCAUGUGUUCACCUAAGAUGACUAUUCCUUGUGAGCCAGUUAAUGACGAUAUUAUGUGCCCUUCCCUUCUAAGCUGUAGUUCAGGAAUCCAACCCAUAUAGACAGACUUGCUUUUCGUGGUUGUAGUCAAUGCCAAGUUAUGCAUCUGGGCAAGAAAAUCUACUCUUUGCUUUUUUGGAGGCAUGAGUAUGUAUGUGGAGUACAGCAUCCAAGAAACUAACUGUUUUCAUCCCUUGAGAAAGGAGCAGUCACUGCGCUUUCCUGUUCUCGAUGGCGUGCAGUUCUCGGGGAAGAGUGGGUCUUGGCUCCCUGUCCCAGCCUCCUGUGGUUGACAGGUCUGCAGAGGAAGUGAUCAGGCAGCAGUUGAACACUGCCCUUUUCGUUUGCCAAUGUCCUUGUCUUAAAGACUUGCCUCGCAGUGCCAACUCCCAUUUUUGGUCUGUAAGCAGGUGCUUGUCCCCAGAUCAGCUCUGAGGCCCCUCUCAGAGGCCCCUCUCCUCAGCCCGCCGCUUGCCCCCGGUGCGCUCCCAGCGCCCUCUGGUGUCCCUUCUUAGUGUAUGCCAUUGUCUCCCUGCUGCCCACGGGCCGAACUGCUUCUCACUCAGGCUGGUGUCAUUUCAAGAGGACCAAAGCCUGCGUGAGCCUUUUUAAUUUUCAGUCAAAUGGUGCUUUUUUCCUUACUUCAAGAUACUAUAUAUAAAUAACGAUGUAAAUGACAUCUUUUCGUAUGGAGCUGUUUGAGUAUUGCUUUGUAGAGCUCACUGAAUCUGCUGUCCCAAUCUUGAGCUCUGGCUCCUGACCCUGGCCGCAUGGAAGGCCUCGCUGGCAGCGCUCGAGAGGGCAGAGGCACACGGCACCAGAAGCCCAUGAGAGGAGUGUUUAAGAUCCAUGUGUGGAUCACAGCAGUAUUCACUCUUUUGUCAUUACAUCCUGUGGGCGGUCUCUUUAUAUAUUUCUUACUGUCUGAAAUUUACUGACUAAAUCUGUGUAAGCAAACUGAAAUACUUUUCCGUUUAGGUAGCAUCAUAGUGUUUAUUUUUUUCCUCAGGAUUAUUUCUGUACAGUUUCAUCACUGUCAGAUUGGAGGGGACCAGAACUUCCCCUCCCUGUGGCAGGGGGCAUGCAGGUGGCUAAAGGAAGAGCGGCCUCCCACAGAGGCCUCGGCAGGCAGGGUUACCGGAGGUGAGGAGCGGAGGGGCCUGUCGCUCCAGAGCCCCACAGCGGGCUGCUUUCCCAUCCACAGCUGGUACUGGCGAUCCUCCUGCAGGGCUUCGCUGGCCCUCCUUCCCUCCCUGAGGUGACUCGGGAGCAUAAUGUGACGACAUAAUCCCUGCUGAGCCGGGUCCUCUCAGCACCGUUUCAGUCAGUCAGGUCAGAGAAUUGAGACUUGUGAGUUGCUGGAACUCUUUGGUAUGAAGUAUUUUAAUCUAUGAUGGGCCUUUUGCAAGUAGUAUCUGCUCUUUUUAAAUGCAGUUUAAGUGAGUUAAGGGUGCACUUUCUUACAAUCUUGCGGACAGAACAGGGGCCCAAGUGAGACCCUCACGGGCUCCUUAGUUGCUGCUUUUACCUUAUGAGGGCCAAAGAGAUUAACUUUGCCACGCCUCAGAAGUUGCCCUGUUUCACCCAGAAGGGACUCAGUUUCCUCAUAUCACCUAACCAUGUGCCUGGAGGAGCCGUGUGUGCUCUUCCACCUGGCCCACCCUGUCUGCCAGGAGCUGAGAGGGCCGAGGGGCAGAUUCAGUGUGCCAAGAGCCAGGCCAUGCAGGGCGGGCCUGCUGCCCACCAUCUGCUGAGGAAGACCUUCCUCCUGCUCCUCGCCUCGCCGUGCCUGUUGUCUGGGAGAAGGAUGGUCCCUUUGUCUUAAGCCUUUCCCAGUCGUCUCCAGAUAGGGUGGCCUCUAGCAGCCCUUCUGAAGUCGUGGGUGGUCGGGAGCCCUCUGAGGUGCAGAGCAUCUGGUAGACUGACCUGCCAGGCCAGGUGGCUCUACUGCUUUCUAACUUUCUAAGAACCUUUUCCUUUCCUAAAGAGUUCUACAGUUAUUUGACAAAUGUAUGUGAGUAUCAUGUUUCCUUGUGGUGUACGCUCUGCUCUGGUUUGUUUUAAAUCAAAUGCCUGUUUGGGAGGAGAUGAACGUAUUUAGUCUCUUAGAUUUGCGCUGCUGGAUUUUUUUAAAAAGUGUAAUCUUGACUAGCUGUCUUAUUGUUUAUCCUGUAAAAUUAGUCUAUCAAUUAAAGUUUGAUAAUUAA